Molecule: messenger RNA, 390 nt
Organism: Penicillium soppii
Lineage: Eukaryota; Fungi; Ascomycota; Eurotiomycetes; Eurotiales; Aspergillaceae
Product: DUF3602 domain-containing protein
Exons: 5
Coding region: 1-390 (129 amino acids)
Source: RefSeq, a predicted model, not a curated record
AUGCCUGACAAAGAUUCGCCUAUGGUUUCUCACGGCCGCGGAGGCCAGGGAAACAUCGGCCAUGACACCACCGAAUACGUUGAUGGCGAGAUCGUCCGCGAAGGCGUCUACGGCGACCAGGGCGACGGCGCUUACUCUGCCGGUCGCGGCGGCGCAGGAAAUAUCGGAUCGCCCAUGGUGCGCCCAACCUCCAAGGUUCCCCACGACGCGGAGAUGAUCCCGGAACUUGCGGUGCGCAACUCUUCCGACGAGAACUACCAUAUCGGGCGUGGCGGCCAGGGCAACGUCCAUAUCGACGAGGCAACGCUUAAGGAGAAGGAGAAGAAGUCCAAGGUUGCGCAUGAGGGCUUGGCGGAUAAGCUGAAGCACAAGUUGCUUGGACGGAAGUAA